CAUGAUGGAGGAGCACCAGCCUCUUAUAUCACAGGCAGAAAAUUCCCAUAAGAAUUCUGAGGGAAACUUCAUGUUGUCACUAAAUUAUAAAGUAGAAGAUGAAGAUGAAGACAACAUGCAGUGCUCUUCAGGAGAAAACCUUAAUGUACAUCCAGGACUUCACAGUACAGAUCUGUCAUAUAAUCCCCCUGUUCAUGAGGAAUCUUCUGACCAAUCACAGAUUGCUACCACAAGUGCUGGUCAGAAAGGGGGUGAAAGGUUUCAAGAGAUCACAAAAAGAUCAAGUCUUUCUACAGACAGAAGAAUUCGCACACGGGAGAAGCCGUUUUCAUGUCCAAAAUGUGGGAAAUAUUUUGCAUAUAAAUCAGAGCUUGUUCGUCAUGAGAGAAGUCACACAGGAGACAAGCCGUUUUCAUGUUCAGAAUGUGGGAAAUGUUUUACAGUUAGACGAACUCUUGUUAAACAUGUGAUACGUCAUAGAGGAGAGAAGCCGUAUUCAUGUUCAGAAUGUGGGAGAUGUUUUAGUGAGAUCUCAAGUCUUGUUAAACAUAAGAGAAUUCAUACAGGAGAGAAACCGUAUUCAUGUUCAGAAUGUGGGAAAUGUUUUACACAUAAUUCAACUCUUCAUACACAUCAGAGAAGUCACACAGGAGAGAAACCGUAUUCAUGUUCAGAAUGUGGGAAAUGUUUUAGUGAUAUCUCAAAACUUAUUAUACAUAAGAGAAUUCAUACAGGAGAGAAACCGUAUUCAUGUUCAGAAUGUGGGAAAUGUUUUACACAGAAAUCAAGUCUUCAUACACAUCAGAGAAGUCACACAGGAGAGAAGCCGUAUUCAUGUUCAGAAUGUGGGAAAUGUUUUACACAGAAAUCAGGUCUUGAUGCACAUCAGAGAAGUCACACAGGAGAGAAACUGCAUUCAUGUUCAGAAUGUGGGAAAUGUUUUAGUGAGAUAUCAAGUCUUCUUGCACAUCAGAGAUGUCAAACAGGAGUGAAGCCGUAUUCAUGUUCAGAAUGUGGGAAAUGUUUUACAUAUCAAUCAAGUCUUGUAAUACAUCAGAGAAUUCACACAGGAGAGAAGCCGUAUUCAUGUUCAGAAUGUGGGAAAUGUUUUACACAGAAAUCAAGUCUUGUUAAACAUCAGAGAUGUCACACAGGGGUGAAUUCUUAUUCAUGUUCAGAAUGUGGGAAAUGUUUUACAUAUAAAUCAAAUCUUGUUACACAUCAGAGAAGUCACACAGGAGAGAAGCCGUAUUCAUGUUCAGAAUGUGGGAAAUGUUUUACACAGAAAUCAAGUCUUGUUACACAUCAGCGAAGUCACACAGGAGAGAAGCCGUAUUCAUGUUCAGAAUGUGGAAAAUGUUUUAGUGAGAUCUCAAGUCUUGUUACACAUGAGAGAAGUCACACAGAAGAGAAACCAUAUUCAUGUUCAGAAUGUGGGAAAUGUUUUACACAAAAACAAAGUCUUGUUACACAUGCGCUAGGUCACACAGGAGAGAAACGAUAUUCAUGUUCAGAAUGUGGGAAAUGUUUUACACACAGACAAAGUUGGGUUACACAUGCGCUAGAUCACACAGGAGAGAAGCCAAAUUCAUUUAAAUGUUUUAAAAAGAAACGGGAUCUUAUUAGAAAUGUGAAAAUUCAUACAGGAAAGAAGCAAUAUUCAUGUUCAGAAUGUGAGCAAUGUUUUACGCAAAAAUCUGAUCUUGAUAGUCAUGAGCGAAAUCACAGAAGAGAAAGGAUACGAUCACAAUUCCAGAAUUUAGACUUCGAUUUCGAUUCCAAUUAA
Messenger RNA from Bufo bufo (common toad), 1786 nucleotides. RefSeq names its product gastrula zinc finger protein XlCGF26.1-like. The transcript has 3 exons. Lineage: Eukaryota; Metazoa; Chordata; Amphibia; Anura; Bufonidae. The coding region runs from base 2 to 1786 and encodes 594 amino acids. Gene Ontology annotation, biological process: negative regulation of transcription by RNA polymerase II. The record is from RefSeq and is a predicted model, not a curated record. Gene Ontology annotation, molecular function: DNA-binding transcription repressor activity, RNA polymerase II-specific.